AUGGCUGUGGAGUACUCAAAACAGUUGUUUCUCAUGGUGGUUGUCGCUGUCUUUUAUACAAAAGCAGCAACUCAACCGAUGUCACUACCAAACUGUACAGCAAAGUGUGGUUCCAUCAAAAUCCCCUUCCCAUUUGGAAUCACCAAAGAUUGCUCCCUAGACAACGCUUUCCUCAUCAAUUGCAACAAAACAUCAUCUACUGCAUCAAACUCAACAAAACACGUAGCUUUUUUGUCAAAAACUAAUCAACGUGUCUUAAAUAUAUCACUUAAUGGUGAACUGCAUGUUGCAUGGCCAGUAGCCAGACAUUGCUAUCCAAAAAAGAGCAAACCUACAACACCAGAUAUCAAGAUGCCACAUUUUCACGUCUCGCCAACUCAAAACAAGUUGAUAGCAGUUGGAUGUGACACAAUGGGACUACUCGAAGCAAUUGAUUCUAAAGGAAACACAUACACCACUGCAUGUGUGGCCUUGUGCAACAGGCUUAGUGAUAUUGUGGCCAAUGAAUCUUGUUCCGGCCCAGGUUGUUGUGAGAUUUCAAUACCCAAAGGUCGUGUGUUUACGGAAGUUGCCUAUAUUUCUGAACACGGAUUGAACAAUAAUCAGGCAUUAGUACAGCCCUUCAAUCCAUGUGGUUAUACGUUUUUGGUGGAAAAUGGAGCCUACCGCUUUGCAAUCACAGACCUCCAAAAGCUAAAGAAGAGGAACUUUCCUGUGUUGUUGGACUGGGCAGUAGGGAACCAAACGUGCCAGCAAGCUCGGAAGGAUCUUUCCACUUAUGCAUGUAAGGCAGACAAAAGUAAAUGUUAUGAUGCACCAACUCACAAAUCUGGUUACCUCUGCAGAUGCAGGGAUGGAUAUUGGGGUAAUCCUUACCUCAACCAUGGCUGCCAAGAUGUUGAUGAAUGCAAGGAAUCCAAUGACUGUUUUAAGGGGGCGACAUGCACCAAUCUUCCUGGAAGUUACCAUUGUUUAUGCCCAAAAGGAUAUGAAGGAGACGGAAAAAGAUGCAGUCAAAAAUCCAUUACCAAAUCAAGGAAAGAGUACAUAUUGGUCACUGCAUUGAGUGAUGUAAGCCUCGUAGGACUACUGGUGGGAAGCUUUUAUGCUUAUUGGGCUUUGAAGAAAAUAAAGAUCAUUAAACUUAAAGAAGAGUUUUUUAAGCAAAACGGUGGCUUACUGUUAGAACAACAAAUAGUGAAGCAUGGAGGGUCGUCUAAAACACUUAAAAUCUUCACUAUUGAGGAGUUAAAUGAGGCAACCAGCAACUUCAAUGAAGGCAAAAUCCUAGGCCAAGGUGGUCAGGGAACAGUUUACAAAGGAGUUUUAGAAGAUAAAAGUAUUGUAGCAAUAAAGAAGUCAAAAAUCAGUGACCCAAACCAGAUUGAGUCGUUCAUCAAUGAAGUGGCCGUGCUUUCCCAAAUCAACCAUAGGAAUGUGGUAAAACUUGUAGGUUGUUGUUUAGAAACAGAAGUUCCAUUGCUUGUUUAUGAAUUUAUUCCCAAUGGUACAGUUUAUGAGCAUAUUCAUGACCAAAACGAAUCUAGAAAGCUUACAUGGAAAACAAGAUUGAGAAUAGCAAAAGAAACUGCUGGAGUCCUGGCAUACUUACAUUCUGCUGCUUCCACACCAAUCAUACAUAGAGAUGUCAAAUCUACAAAUAUACUACUAGAUGAAAAUCUCACUGCAAAGGUGGCUGACUUUGGAGCUUCAAAGAUCGUUCCUCUUGAUAAAACUCAGAUAACCACCCUAGUGCAAGGGACACUCGGGUAUCUUGACCCUGAGUACUUCCACACAAGCCAGUUAACAGAGAAGAGUGACGUCUAUAGCUUCGGAGUUGUCCUAGCAGAGCUACUAACAGGAGAAAAGGCAUUAUCUUUUGGCAGGCCAGAGGUAGAUAGAAACCUUGCAAUGUACUUUGUGUCUUGGAUUAAAGAGGAUCAAUUACUUCAUAUUCUAGACAAAAAUAUAGAUGAGAAAAAUAUUGAACAUCUAAAGGAAGUUGCCCUAAUUGCAGAAAGGUGUUUAAGGGUGAAGAGUGAGGAAAGACCAACCAUGAAAGAAGUGGCAAUGGGACUAGAGGGAAUAUUAGUUACUGAAGAGAAUGAAAACAUGAUCAAUGCAACACCGUCCGUUAUCAAUGUUGAAGAUGGCGAUGGCGGAAGUGCAAGUCAACCUAUGUCACUACCAAACUGUCAAACAAAAUGUGGUUCUGUCACCAUACCCUUUCCAUUUGGAAUCACAAAAGAUUGUUCCCUCGACAGUAAGUUCAUCAUUAGUUGCUACAAUACAUCUUCAACACCAAAAUCCACAACAUACAAACCUUUCUUGGCAAACACUAACCAAAGGGUCCUAAAUAUCUCACUCAAUGGUGAAUUGCGUGUCGCAUGGCCAGUAGCCAGUCAUUGUUAUGCAAACAGUGUCAUGCUCUUGGCCCAAACAUCUCAAGAUAUCAUCGUGACGCAUUUUCAGGUCUCACCGACUCGAAACAAAUUGAUAGUAGUUGGCUAUUACACAGUUGGACUACUCACAACAUAUGAUUCUGAUGGACACAACUAUACCACUGGAUGUUUGACUUUGUGCAACACGAAUGAUAAUAUCACGGUCCAUGAACCUUGUUCUUGUGAGAGUUCAAUGCCCACCGGUCAUGUGACAACAGGGGUAUCAUAUGAUUCUGCAAGUGUAUUGAAUAAUCACAUAGUAGAACAUGACUUCCGUUCAUGUGGUUAUGCUUUUGUGGUUGAAUAUGGAGCCUACAGCUUCAAUUCCACAGACCUCAAGUUGAAUAACAAGGAGUUUCCUGUGUUGUUGGACUGGGCAGUAGGGAACCAAACUUGUCAUCAAGCUCAGAAGGAUCUUUCCACUUAUGCGUGUAAGGCCGACAAAAGUACAUGUUACGAUGCAACAACUGACAGAUCUGGUUACCUUUGUAGAUGCUCUCAUGGAUAUCGGGGAAAUCCUUAUCUCGUUCAUGGUUGCCAAGAUGUUAAUGAUUGCAUGGAAUCCAAUUACUGUGUUGAGGAGGCGAGAUGCAUCAAUCAUCCCGGAAGCUACCAUUGUUCAUGCCCAGAAGGAUAUGAGGGAGACGGGAAAAAUAAUGGAACAGGAUGCAGUCCGAACUCCAGUACCAAAUCAAGGAAUGAUAUCUUGGAUAUCAUUGCAGGUGUCUGCGUAGGCCUCGUAGCACUACUGGUAGGAAGCAUGUAUGCAUAUUUAGCAUUGAAGAAAAGAAGUCUUGUUAAACUUAAAGAACAUUUUUUUCAACAAAACGGUGGUUUACUGUUACAACAACAAAUAGCAAAGCAUGGAGGAUCAGCCGGAACACCUAAAGUCUUCACUAUUGAGGAGCUAAAUAAAGCAACCAACAACUUCAAUGAAAGCAGGAUCCUAGGCCAAGGUGGUCAGGGAACAGUUUACAAAGGAGUUUUACAAGAUAACAGAAUUGUCGCAAUAAAAAAGUCCACAAUCAGUGACCAAAACCAGAUUGAGCCGUUCAUCAAUGAAGUGAUCAUUCUUUCUCAAAUCAACCAUAGAAAUGUGGUACAGCUUUUGGGUUGCUGUUUAGAAACAGAAGUUCCAUUGCUUGUUUAUGAGUUUAUUUCCAAUGGUACUGUUUAUGAUCAUCUUCAUGAUCAAAACCAGUCUAUAAAGCUUACAUGGAACACAAGAUUAAGAAUAGCAACAGAAACUGCUGGAGUCUUGGCAUACUUACAUUCUGCUGCUUCUACUCCAAUCAUUCAUAGAGAUAUAAAAUCUACAAACAUCCUCCUAGAUGGCAAUCUCAUUGCAAAGGUUUCUGAUUUUGGAGCUUCAAAGAUUGUUCCUCUUGAUCACACUCAGAUAAACACUCUUGUGCAGGGGACAUUGGGGUAUCUUGACCCAGAAUACUUCCAGACAAGCAUGUUAACUGAGAAGAGUGAUGUUUAUAGCUUUGGGGUUGUUCUAGCAGAGCUAUUGACAGGAAAGAAAGCACUAUGUUUUAGCAGGCCAGAUGUAGAAAGAAGCCUUGCAAUGCAUUUUGUUUCUUCAAUGAAAGAAGAUCAGUUGCUUCAUAUUCUGGACAGCAGCAUUGAUUGGGAAGAUGUUGAUCAUCUAAAGGAAGUUGCCAUAAUUGCAGAAAGGUGUUUAAAGAUGAACAGUGAGGAAAGACCGACCAUGAAAGAAGUGGCAGUGGAACUAGAGGGAAUAUUAGUUAUUGAAGAGCAGCCUUUGGGAAGUGAGUCUUCAAAUGAGACGUCAUCCAUUAAAUGUUGA
Messenger RNA from Medicago truncatula (barrel medic), 4254 nucleotides. RefSeq lists its product as uncharacterized. Bases 1 to 4254 code for a protein of 1417 amino acids. Lineage: Eukaryota; Viridiplantae; Streptophyta; Magnoliopsida; Fabales; Fabaceae. Gene Ontology annotation, cellular component: plasma membrane. Gene Ontology annotation, molecular function: ATP binding; calcium ion binding; protein serine/threonine kinase activity. The record is from RefSeq and is a predicted model, not a curated record. The transcript has 6 exons. Gene Ontology annotation, biological process: cell surface receptor signaling pathway; protein phosphorylation.